AUGACGGAGCUUGCUAUCAUCGGUUCCGAUAUCCAGGAGGUCAUAGGUACUGCUAUUGCCAUCAAUAUCCUCUCGAAUGGCGUGAUUCCACUGUGGGCAGGUGUUCUCAUUACAGCGGUCGACACAUUCACAUUCUUGUUCCUCGAGAACUACGGUAUCAGAAAGCUGGAAGCAUUCUUCUGCUCACUGAUAUCUAUCAUGGCUAUCACAUUCCUGGUGGAAUACAUCAUCAGUAAACCCGACCAAUUCCAAGUAUUCAAAGGUUGUGUAAUCCCUUACGUCACGCGAAGUAACGUAUCGGAAGCAGUCGGUAUUCUAGGUGCUGUCAUCAUGCCUCACAAUAUCUAUUUACAUUCUGCAUUGGUACAAUCUAGAGAUAUUCAAAGAAAAGAUAAAAGACAAGUUAGAAUUGCAAAUAAAUACUUUGCAAUUGAGAGUGGAAUCGCUUUGUUUAUCUCAUUCAUUAUUAAUUUGUUGGUGGUUUCAGUGUUUGCAGUUGGAUUCAUUGGUAUUGCGGAUAUCGGAUUGUCUACAGCAGCAACCUAUCUCCAAGAAAAGUAUGGAAAGAUCGCCAAGUACGUUUGGGCAAUAGGUUUGUUGGCUGCCGGUCAAUGUUCGACUAUGACCGGUACCUACUCUGGUCAGUUUGUAAUGGAGGGUUUCCUCAGACUCAAAAUCAGACCAUGGAAGCGUCUAUUGCUGACUCGUCUCACCGCUAUCGUUCCAGCGAUCGUUGUUGCCAUCCUUUCAAACACUCAUCUCGAUGCACUCGAUCAAUGGCUCAACGUAUUACAAUCUGUACAACUUCCCUUUGCUAUUCUUCCUGUAUUAUAUUUCACUUCUCGUGAAGAAGUCAUGGGAAAAGAAUUUAAAAAUCAUUGGUUAAACAAUAUAUUCGUUAGAUUCUUGUCACUUGUUAUCAUUGGUAUCAAUAUCUAUUUGAUUAUUACAUUUGCAACACAGAUUUCGACAGCAUGGUGGAUGAUUUUCAUUCUUUGCUUUGGAUUCUUCUUUUAUUUUGCUUUCAUUAUUUAUUUGUCACUUGGAAAGACACAAGCACAAGUUGUCUCCUCAAAAAUCAGAAGUAUAUUCAAUAGAGAAACUGCUGGUUAUCAAGCUUUUGAUUCCGAAACUGUUAUUCAAUAG
Messenger RNA from Heterostelium album PN500, 1146 nucleotides. It is a transcript of the gene nramp1, whose product is annotated as solute carrier family 11 member 1. Gene Ontology annotation, biological process: metal ion transport. Gene Ontology annotation, cellular component: membrane. The coding region runs from base 1 to 1146 and encodes 381 amino acids. NCBI's taxonomy places the organism in Eukaryota, Evosea, Eumycetozoa, Acytosteliales, Acytosteliaceae. Gene Ontology annotation, molecular function: manganese ion transmembrane transporter activity; iron ion transmembrane transporter activity; cadmium ion transmembrane transporter activity. The record is from RefSeq and is a predicted model, not a curated record. The transcript has 3 exons.